Rangifer tarandus platyrhynchus (Svalbard reindeer) is the source of this 1290-nucleotide messenger RNA. The record is from the annotation of a GenBank genome assembly. NCBI's taxonomy places the organism in Eukaryota, Metazoa, Chordata, Mammalia, Artiodactyla, Cervidae.
AUGAAGAGCCAAAUCCCUGUGGUGCUCCUGGCCUGUGGCUCCUUCAACCCCAUCACCAACAUGCACUUGCGCUUGUUUGAGGUGGCCAGAGACCACCUUCACCAAACAGGUCAGUACCAGGUGAUCGGGGGUAUCAUCUCUCCUGUCAAUGACAACUAUGGGAAGAAAGACCUUGUGCCUGCCCGGCACCGUGUGGCCAUGGCCCGGCUGGCCCUGCAGACGUCCGACUGGAUCCGGGUGGACUCCUGGGAGAGCGAGCAGGCACAGUGGAUGGAGACAAUCAAGGUGCUGAGGCAUCAUCACAGCGAACUGCUCAGAUCUCUGCCCCAGAUGGAAGACCCAGACCAAGGCAGUGCCAGCUCCCCCACCUCCACAGCUGUGCCUGAGCUGAAGCUCCUCUGCGGGGCAGAUAUCCUCAAGACCUUCCAGACCCCCAACCUCUGGAAAGACACACACAUCCAGGAAAUAGUGGAGAAGUUUGGCUUGGUGUGUGUGACCCGAGCAGGGCAUGACCCUAAGGGAUAUGUCUUGGACUCACCCAUCCUGCAUAGAUACCAGGACAAGAUCCACCUGGCCAGGGAGCCGGUGCAGAAUGAGAUCAGCGCCACAUACGUCAGGUGGGCCUUGAGCCGGGGGCAGAGCGUGAAGUACCUGCUCCCAGAUGCUGUCAUCUCCUACAUCAGGGAACACGACCUCUACCUCAGGGAUGCCAGCCCAGAGAGGAAUGAAGGCUUGCCAACCCAGGGAGGAAUAAUGGAGGCAGAAGAUAGGAUAGGUGAGGUAGAAGAUAAAAUGGUGGAAAUAAAUGAAGCAGAGAGGAAAAAAGAAUCAAAAGAAAUGAGGACAACCUCAGGGACCUCUGGGACAAUUCGUCCCUCCGAAAUGCCGGUCGACUUCACCGGCUACUGGAAGAUGCUGACCAACGAGAACUUCGAGGAGUACUUGCGGGCGCUGGAUGUCAAUGUGGCCUUGCGCAAAAUCGCCAACUUGCUGAAGCCAGACAAAGAGAUCGUGCAGGAAGGCGACCACAUGAUCAUCCGCACGCUGAGCACUUUUAGGAACUACAUCAUGGACUUCCAGGUUGGGAAAGAGUUUGAGGAGGAUCUGACGGGCAUAGACGACCGCAAGUGCAUGACCACGGUGAGCUGGGAUGGGGACAAGCUCGAGUGUGUGCAGAAGGGCGAGAAGGAGGGACGUGGCUGGACCCAGUGGAUUGAGGGUGACGAGCUGCACCUGGAGAUGAGAGUGGAGGGUGUGGUCUGCAAGCAAGUAUUCAAAAAGGUGAACUGA